Messenger RNA from Pogona vitticeps (central bearded dragon), 1501 nucleotides. Lineage: Eukaryota; Metazoa; Chordata; Lepidosauria; Squamata; Agamidae. The record is from RefSeq and is a predicted model, not a curated record.
AUGGAGAAUCAGUCUUGGGAUUUCUUUGGGGCACCAAUGGGCAAUGUCAGCGCAAACCAGACUCAUAUGGACAAGAUGCCUCAGUUACCCCUGGAGGUGCAGGCAGUAACCAUCUUGCUGGUACUGCUCAUCUGUGGGGUAGGCAUUGCAGGAAACAUUAUGGUAGUGCUGGUGGUCCUUCGCACCAAGCACAUGGUGACCCCUACCAACUGCUACCUGGUGAGCCUGGCUGUAGCUGACCUAAUUGUACUGCUGGCAGCGGGGUUACCUAACAUCUCUGAGGUGGUGGCCUCCUGGGUGUAUGGCUAUGCCGGCUGCCUGUGCAUUACCUACCUGCAGUACCUGGGCAUCAACAUCUCAGCAUGUUCUAUUACUGCCUUCACAGUGGAGCGCUAUAUCGCCAUCUGCCACUCCAUCAAGGCACAGCUGCUGUGUACUGUGGCCCGAGCCAAGCGCAUCAUCGCCUGUGUGUGGUUCUUCACUUCUCUAUACUGUCUCAUGUGGUUCUUCCUCGUGGACAUCUCCCAGGCCACGUUUGCUGAUGGCAUACAAGUCACUUGUGGCUACCGUGUCUCCAGGAAUCUCUACAUGCCCGUCUAUUUCCUGGAUUUCACCAUCUUCUACGUCAUCCCUCUGGGCUUGGCCACUGUUCUGUAUGGCCUCAUAGCACGCAUCCUCUUCAUGAACCCAUUGCCUGCUACUCCACAGCAUGCGAGCCAACUGAGCAAACACAACAGCUCCAUCAGCACCUCCAGCUCCAUGAAGCUCUCCUGCAGGGGAAACAAGAGUGCCCUGACCUCCAGAAAACAGGUAACAAAGAUGCUGGCUGUGGUGGUGAUUCUCUUUGCCCUUCUGUGGAUGCCAUACCGCACACUGGUGGUGGUGAACUCCUUCAUGGACCCUCCUUAUUUGAACAUCUGGUUCAUCCUCUUCUGUCGACUCUGCAUCUACCUGAACAGCGCCAUCAACCCCAUCAUUUAUAAUGUAAUGUCUCAAAAGUUCAGAGCUGCCUUCAAAAAGUUAUGUAAAUGUGAGCGGAAGAGAAAUGAAAUCACUACCCAGUACAAUGCCCCGGUCUUCUAUAGCACUAUGAAGGACUAUUCCCAUGACAGUUCUGAGCAUGACAUAACAGAACAAGAAGAUCUCAAUGGUUACCCACCAGCAGCAAGGAAAAUUAAAACUUCCAAAUAAACCUGUUGCAUCGUAUGCCAACUAUGAUUGCAACGACUGCCUAUGAAAGCAGCUUCAGGAAUAUAGAUGAAUAGCAUGUUAUAAUAGACAAGAGAUUCCCUUCUUGCCAUUUGGACAGAAUGUAAUCAUAAGGCUAACUGGUUCAUUUUAUGUCAGUGUUAACUUAGGCUCAAGAUUGGUCAACAUUUUGCAUUAUUCAAAGCUGUAAAGAAUGGCACAGUAUAAUGGACCUUCUUGUUAUGUAUGUGCAAGAUCCCUAUUCAGCAGCUGUUUGCUUCUUACAUGAUUACACUAAUGGGCAGAGAGAGGG